Molecule: messenger RNA, 1224 nt
Organism: Saccostrea cuccullata (small rock oyster)
Lineage: Eukaryota; Metazoa; Mollusca; Bivalvia; Ostreida; Ostreidae
Exons: 1
Coding region: 1-1224 (407 amino acids)
Molecular function (GO): protein dimerization activity
Source: RefSeq, a predicted model, not a curated record
AUGAAAGAGGAUGACAAACCCAAAAUGAAAGAGGACGACAAACAAAAAGGUGGUACACAACCAAAAAAGGAUGCAAAAAAGUUAAGUGAAUCAGAUGUAGUUGGCAAACAAAAUGGUGAUGGCAAACGUAAGACUUGUACUAAACAAAAAAAACAAGAAAGUAAAGAAAAAUCUUCAGUGCAUAAACAACAGACUGUUCUCAGUUUUGCUAGUCAAACAAGCUCAACGUCUGUUAAGAAAACAAAUAAAACAAUUCCAAAAUCUGAUGUUGGUAAAGAAACUGGAUUACCAGAAGAAAAUAAAACUUAUAUACGGGAACAAAGGCUAUACAAACUAUUGACCUCUAGACGUUGUGCCGUGUAUGCUGUGUUUUUGCAGAAUUGCGUACAGAUGUUUGACAAAUUUAAUACUAUGCUUCAGGCUGAGGAGCCUCUAAUACACAAAUUGCAGCGGAUUCUAUUGUCUCUUUACAAAGAAAUUUUGCAAAGACUUGUUAAGCCUGGCUGUAUUGCUAAAGAAGAAAAUAUCUUAUGGGUAGAUUACAAGAAUAAGGAUGAACAGUUUCAAAAUGAAAGCCUAGUAGUAGGGUACGAGGUGAAACCUUUCCUUGAAAAACUUAAACAAAUUGGAAAAGAUGAAUUUUAUGAACAUGUUCGUGAAUAUUAUGUGACAGCUUUGGAUUACAUGAAGCAAAAAUUGCCCUUGUCAGAUGUUACCCUGAAACAUGCAGAAGUAGCUGACAUUGAGAAAAGGAGUGAUCAGUCAUUUGAUUCUGUGGUGUAUUUUGCAGAUAAAUUUGAACAUUUCUUAAGAAAAGAGGGAACUACAACAGCAGAAAUGAUGAACAAUCUUCAAACAGAAUUCAAUUUCUACCAGUCUGAUAAAUUGUCAGAAGUUGAUUUGAGCUUACCAAUCACUCAGUGCUGGUGUGCUAUUGGGCAGAUAAAAAAUGAGUUGGGAGGAUUGAAAUUUAAAGUACUUUCAGAACUAAUGAAGUCUAUUCUUUGUAUUCCUCACAGUAAUGCAGGAUGUGAGCGAGUUUUUUCCUUAGUUCGGAAGAACCACACAGAUUUUAGAGGAUCCAUGAAAACUUCAACACUAGAAUCAAUCCUUGUGAACAAAAUGAGCAUGUCCUCCAAAGGAAAACUGUGUUAUCAACAGCAAUUUACUGAGGAAUUCAUUCAAAAGGCAAAGGGUGCCACCUAUGUGUCUUUAACAAAAUAG